Pocillopora damicornis (cauliflower coral) is the source of this 2893-nucleotide messenger RNA. Its product is annotated as protein artemis. The record is from RefSeq and is a predicted model, not a curated record. Gene Ontology annotation, molecular function: damaged DNA binding; 5'-3' DNA exonuclease activity. Gene Ontology annotation, biological process: telomere maintenance; interstrand cross-link repair; double-strand break repair via nonhomologous end joining. NCBI's taxonomy places the organism in Eukaryota, Metazoa, Cnidaria, Anthozoa, Scleractinia, Pocilloporidae.
CCGAAAUAAAAAGUUGGCAAUUUCAGCCUAGUUUUAGAGUUUUAAAAGUUCCUGUUUGCCAUAAUGUCUCGUAUCGUUCAGAUAUAUAAAAAGAGUUUUUAUUUUUCUCGCUGAGAACACUUCAAAUCAUGGAAACUACGUGAGAAAUUGAGCCUUGCAGUUCACCUCAGCAGAAACGAUGAGUACUUUUGCGGGAAAGUUCAGAGAGUAUCCGUUGAUUUCGGCGGACAAUUUUGAAAGAGAAAACCUCGAUAGCUUGGCUUUUUUUCUUUCGCACUGCCAUAAAGAUCACAUGGUUGGAUUAGAUUCUGCAGCUUUACACCAUAGACUAAAGGCUAGCAAAACUGUAUUCCUGUAUUGUUCAGAAACUACAGAGAACUUGUUGAUGUGCAACCCAACAUACAGUCAUCUCAAAGACUAUAUUCGCAGUAUUCCUGUGGACCAGCAGACAAUGGUUCCACUCAUUGAUGACAAGACAGGACAGGAAAGUUAUUUUUGUGUAACGUUGUUGCCUGCUGGACAUUGUGUUGGAUCUGUCAUGUUCUUAUUUGAGGGUCCAGGUGGGAACGUGCUCUACACAGGUGAUUUUCGUUUAUCCAAGGGAGAUGUGAAGAGAAUUUCUUUCUUUCAUACCAAAGAAGGAAUUAAAGACAUCAAAAGCAUUUACAUUGACACAACAUUUUGUCUGCCAAGAAUGAAGAGCCUGCCUAGUCGGCAACAGAGUAGAGAUGCUGUCAUAAACCUCAUAGACAGGUGGUUUUCAAGAGGUCCUGAAUAUGCUGUUAGCUUGUUAUGCAAAGGAAUGUAUGGAUUUGAAUAUUUAUUGAAGGAAAUAGCCAUGAAUUAUAGAACAAAGAUCCAUGUCAGUGCUGAACGGCUGGCCAUGUACAGAUAUCUUCCAGACAUGACUCCUUAUUUCACAACUGAUGGUCAAUCUACUAAGAUACAUGCAUGCAAGUGGCAGGCCAACCAAAGGUGUGACUCAGACCUCCCUUGUGGUUCUUCAGUUCAUCCCUCUCUCAAGACAAAGGUUCUGCGUAUAAAGCCAACAACCAUGUGGGUAGCACGAAGUACAGAACCAAUGCCGGAGGAUUUCAAAAGGUAUGACAAGGGGAAAAGGCUCUGGAGAGUUGUUCAUUCAAUGCACGCAUCAAUGGAAGAGAUCGAGGAUUUAGUAGGCUACUUAAGGCCUUAUCAUGUUUUCCCCAAUGUACCGCCAGCAGGACUGGACACAUUAGAAGAUGCUUUUGAAAGACUGAAGGGCCUCACUCGCAUUCAAGAUUGUGAUUCCUGUAACCAAGAAGAGUCUGUUGAGGAGAGAUUCAAACAACACGCUGCUCAUCUCAGCGGAGAGGGUGUCACUAAAGACAAAAAAUUAUUAGAGGAGAAAGCUGCCUUGAGAAAGAUUCAGCUUUGCGCCCCACCAAAGCCUGACGAGAGGGUUCUUGCCCAGUGUAAGGAGCUGGGACUAAUUGAUGACGAGAACCUCACACCACCUCCAAAACGACGUAGAAGCAGACGUCAAGGUAUAGCUCUGGAGGAGAAAACCUCUGUGCCACAGGACACCCAAGGAAGCUCUUCCAGAAAGGUCAUCAUAAGCGUGUCACAGGAAAUCCAAGGGAACUCCCUCGCUGGGGUAAACACAACAAUACAACAGCAAUCUAAUGAGAAAUCUUUUGGUGAAGUCACCACUGUUUCACCGCAAACCCACGGGGAAUCAUCUAAAGAUGUUGAUAGAAGUGUGUCACAGCACGCCCACAAUAACGGAUACGAGUUCAUAACAGAAGGAAAACCCAUGAUUUGUCCAAAAGUUGAAGAUGUCCAAGACAGACCGACGGAAUUUUUCGAGAAUUCAUGUUGUCCUCCUAAAACUGAAAAGAAAGCUGGAGAUGAAAACCCCGCGGAAUGUAAAGUAUCUGAAAUUUUGAGCAACACAGUUGUCUUGGAACGUACUAGUCAUGGUCAAAAAUCUUUAGAUGGUAUUGCUUCUAAUAAAAUUGACCACAAUCGUACUUCGGACACGGGGAUGACAUCGAGUAUUCCAGUCUCAGUUGUAGAGCUUUCAGGGUCAGAUGAAAACUAUGACGAGGGACCAGUGGGUGGGGAGCCAAGAUCGAAAGCAGACUUUGAUAUCCCUCCCUCCCCGGGGCAUGUAAAACCACUCCCAGACAAGCUGUCUGCAAUUCACAAACUGUUAGGAAAUGGCGAAUCAAUGUCGAUUACAAAUAUACUCAAAUUUUGAGUCGGAAGUACGUCAAAUCUCAUCGAUAACUAUUUUUUUUCUUUGUUCAAUUUUUUUUCUGGCCUCAGUAGUUGUUGCUUGUUUUUAUUAUUAUUAUUAUUAUUGUUAUUAUUAUUAUUAUUCCAUCAGAGUGUGUUUCUGUUACUAAUGUGUUUUUUCUGCAGUGUUUCAGGCCUUACUUGGCCUUUCAAAGUUAACUUAUUGUAGCUUACAGCAGCAAACAAACAAUUUAUAGUCAGAAUAAUCAAAGAGAAGAAAGAAGAAGUUUCUUUUUUUGUGAUAACAUUAACAAUCAACGUGGUAUUUUUACGAUAAACUAAGACCAGAAAAAUAAGUCGUAUGCAUACGGCUCAUCUACGAAAGUAACCUUAAUUUUGUAAAAGCCUGCUUCUCUAUCUACACAUGAAGUCACCUUCUGAAUAUAUGGACGUUUUUAGGGACUUGUUAUGGAAGAAAAAAGGAAUCAAUAUUGCAAAUAUAUUUCUUAUUGCCAUCUUCUGUUUUAGACAUGCAACACAUACCCAUUUUCCUUGACAGCAAAACGGAACCAUUAUCAGUACUACCAAAAAAUUAUCGCUAUAAGCUUCCCGAUCAGCCGUCGUUUGAUUAAGUCACCCAUUCGCCUCCUCUCCGUUGUUUAUCUGAACAACA